Nymphaea colorata (pocket water lily) is the source of this 2511-nucleotide messenger RNA. Its product is annotated as magnesium-chelatase subunit ChlD, chloroplastic. NCBI's taxonomy places the organism in Eukaryota, Viridiplantae, Streptophyta, Magnoliopsida, Nymphaeales, Nymphaeaceae. Gene Ontology annotation, molecular function: ATP hydrolysis activity; magnesium chelatase activity; ATP binding. The transcript is spliced from 15 exons. Gene Ontology annotation, biological process: chlorophyll biosynthetic process. Bases 65 to 2350 code for a protein of 761 amino acids. The record is from RefSeq and is a predicted model, not a curated record.
CGUGUCCUGAAAGGGAUAAGAAAAAGAAGAGGAAGCGAACCCGCUUCUCUCUGACAGCAGGAGCAUGGCUUCCGCUCCGUCCGCCCUCUCCCUCAGUCGCUUCCUUCAGCACCACCAGAGUCCUUCGUCCUCGUCCACCUCUGCCUUCCUCCGCGGCACCAAUGCCCUCAUCCUCCCUCCUCCCAGGCCUCUCAGAUGGGGUGCUCGGUCGUCCCGCAUUCGCGCCGUCUCCGCCGAGUCCACUGUCCAAGCGUCUCCCAAUGGAGCGGCCUUGCCACCAACCGAGGGCCUCGAUGCCACUCUUUAUGGCCGCCAAUUCUUUCCUCUCGCCGCCGUCGUCGGCCAGGAUGCGAUAAAGACCGCUUUGCUGCUUGGUGCUAUCGAUCGCGAGAUCGGCGGAAUUGCAAUCUCCGGGAAGCGAGGGACGGCGAAGACGGUGAUGGCCAGAGGGUUGCAUGCCAUACUCCCGCCUAUCGAGGUGGUCGUCGGUUCCAUAUCCAACGCGGACCCACUGUGCCCUGAAGAGUGGGAAGAUGGUUUAGCUAGCAGACUACAGUAUGAUGCUGAUGGCAACGUUAAAACUCAAGUAGUUAGGUCUCCUUUCAUUCAGAUCCCGCUGGGUGUAACAGAAGACAGACUUAUUGGUUCUGUUGAUGUUGAAGAAUCUGUUAAAACGGGAACGACUGUCUUCCAGCCAGGACUACUCGCUGAAGCUCACAGAGGUGUCCUAUAUGUUGAUGAGAUAAAUCUAUUGGAUGAAGGGAUUAGCAAUUUGCUGUUGAAUGUUUUGACAGAAGGAGUUAAUAUUGUGGAGCGUGAAGGUAUAAGUUUCCGCCAUCCAUGCAAACCACUUCUAAUUGCUACCUACAACCCAGAGGAAGGUGCUGUACGAGAACAUUUACUGGACAGAAUUGCAAUCAACUUAAGUGCAGAUCUUCCAAUGAGUUUUGAUGAUCGUAUUGCAGCUGUCGAUGUAGCAACCAAAUUUCAGGAGUCCAGUGAGGGUGUCUUCCAAAUGGUUCAGGAAGAAACAGAGUUUGCAAAAACACAGAUAAUUCUGGCCAGGGAGUAUUUAAAAGAUGUGGCCGUCAGUCGGGACCAAAUGAAGUAUCUCGUUAUCGAGGCUCUAAGAGGUGGUUGUCAGGGGCACAGACCUGAAAUCUUUGCAGCCCGAGUUGCAAAGUGUUUGGCAGCUUUAGAGGGACGUGAAAAGGUCAAUGUGGAUGACCUCAAGAAGGCAGUUGAGCUGGUUAUUUUACCUCGUUCCAUCAUCAGUGAAAGCCCAAAUGAUCAGCAAAACCAACCCCCACCUCCUCCCCCACCUCCUCCUCCACAGAAUCAAGAUUCUUCAGAAGACCAAGAUGAAGAGGAAGACCAAGAGGAGGAUGAUGACCAAGAAAAUGAGCAGCAGGAAGAACAGAUACCUGAUGAAUUUAUUUUUGAUGCUGAAGGAGGUCUGGUAGAUGAAAAGCUCCUCUUUUUUGCUCAACAAGCUCAGAGACGGCGUGGAAGAGCUGGAAGAGCAAAGAAUGUAAUAUUUUCUGAAGACAGAGGUCGCUACAUUAAGCCAAUGCUUCCAAAGGGACCUGUGAGAAGAUUAGCUGUUGAUGCAACCCUUAGGGCUGCUGCACCUUAUCAGAAGCUGCGGAGGCAAAAGAGCGUUGAAGAGAAUAAGAGGGUGUUUGUGGAGAAAGCCGACAUGCGUGCUAAAAGAAUGGCUAGAAAGGCUGGAGCAUUGGUUAUAUUUGUAGUUGAUGCUAGUGGGAGUAUGGCAUUAAAUCGUAUGCAAAAUGCGAAAGGUGCAGCACUAAAAUUGCUUGCUGAGAGCUAUACAAGCAGAGAUCAGGUUGCCAUCAUCCCUUUCCGAGGUGAUUCAGCUGAUGUGCUUCUUCCUCCUUCACGUUCUAUUGCUAUGGCAAGAAAGCGCCUUGAGAGGCUUCCUUGUGGUGGAGGUUCCCCAUUAGCUCAUGGUCUUAGCACGGCUGUUAGGGUGGGGUUGAAUGCUGAAAAAAGUGGUGAUGUUGGACGAGUCAUGAUAGUAGCAAUUACUGAUGGAAGAGCCAAUGUCUCACUGAAGAGGUCUACUGAUCCUGAAGUCGCUGCAUCUCCAGAUGCCCCUAAGCCUUCAGCACAGGAACUGAAGGAUGAGAUUUUGGAUGUAGCUGGCAAAAUCUUCAAAGCAGGUAUGUCACUUCUGGUAAUUGACACGGAGAACAAGUUUGUGUCGACGGGAUUUGCAAAGGAGAUCGCUAGAGUUGCUCAAGGAAAAUACUAUUACUUGCCAAACGCCUCAGAUGCUGUCAUAUCUGCAACAACCAAGGAAGCACUGAGUGCCCUGAAGAACUCUUGAUCCUUCAAUUUCAACAUGUAACAAUCUUGUGAUGUCAAUUUUUUGUUUAUUUGUGUUUAUAUUGCAAUUAUGUAAUCUCUGUUGGAUUUUGCUGUCUCCAACGCCUUGUAUACCAGGAUCUUUGUGGAAAUGGAAUGCUGAUUGGAAUUUUCCUUGGUUUA